Verruconis gallopava is the source of this 3643-nucleotide messenger RNA. RefSeq lists its product as hypothetical. Gene Ontology annotation, molecular function: DNA binding; DNA-binding transcription factor activity, RNA polymerase II-specific; zinc ion binding. Gene Ontology annotation, biological process: DNA-templated transcription; regulation of DNA-templated transcription. The record is from RefSeq and is a predicted model, not a curated record. Lineage: Eukaryota; Fungi; Ascomycota; Dothideomycetes; Venturiales; Sympoventuriaceae. Bases 612 to 2258 code for a protein of 548 amino acids. The transcript is spliced from 3 exons.
UCUGAAUUCUUCGUCGCAAAAAAAAAUUAUCCCAAGCGCACAAACUAUGAAGCGGCCGCACGGAGAGAUGAGCGACAGUUCUGUUGAUCAACAGCCUGGGGGCCUCAAGUUAAGUAAUGGCUCGGUGAAGCCCCAUCAGCCCAAAAUAUCAAGGAAGAUUCGAGCAUGUAAGUGUUCACCUGCUUCUCUUUGGAAAUCCACGGCUGUGCGAGUCAGACCCUGUGUGUACUGCCCUGAUACCACUGGAUCUUUAUACUCGUUUCUCGGUCAAAAUCCCGUCCAGCAAAGUCCAAAGCUCCACAUUAGGUGCCAAAUUCGUAUCACCACAUGCUUGGAUUUUACAUCUGCUUCCCGACGAUAGUUAACCUGGCCGGCUGCUCCGCUCCGAUCUGACUUGAUUCAAAGGUCAAGAAUGCCAAAGUCGCAAGAUCAAAUGCGGCAUUGAGCCCGGUGAUCCUGCCUGCGCAAGAUGCCAAAAGCUCGGCUUGCGAUGCGUGGUCAACAAGAGUCUGCAGACCCUCCUCGAAGAUGAAAGUGAGUGGAAGAAGGACAUCGAGCAAAAAACCAGCCAAUUGCAAUCCGCCAUUUCCGACAUCCUGCAGAGGUUGAACAUGCCGUCGCUUGACUCUCUUACGCCAAGGUCGCAGAGCAUCGCUCCUACGAGUCCAUCACGAGCUGUGACGGAACACAGUCCGUCCCCGCGACCGCGGGCCAGGCCACGAACGAUAUCCAUGGCAAGGGCAAGUUCUCCGGAGUCUUUUAGUUUUGAUGAGAUUGAGGCCGAUAGUUUUUCAGCACCCAUGACCAGUCUCUUCGAAGUUACCAAGCUGAAAAGUCUACGUGUUCGUGACUCGAUAGGAGCUCAAAGUGACUCUGCUCUAACAAAUGACUUCAUCUCUCUUGGCAGGAUCAGCCUCCAGGAUGCAGAAGAGCUCUUUAAUCAUUUCACGGUCUCGUUAAACCAGUAUUUAUGGGGCGGCAUUGCUCUUGUUCACAAUGACUUGACCUCUACCCGGAAGUCAUCCAGCUUGCUUUCUGCGGCCAUCAUUGCAGUCACUGCACUGCAUAUACGCGGCAAGGAAGAAAUCUUCGACGCCGCGUACACAGAAUUUCUAUCCUUAGUCAGCGAGUCCAUGUUUGAACGCAGGCACAGCCUUGACGACAUACGGGCUUUCUGUAUCGGUGCAUUUUGGCUCUCAGAUGUGAGCUGGAAAUUGUCCGGCCAUGCAGUCCGAAUUGCUACCGAGUUGAACUUACAUCAAAGUUUUUCCAAGGCCAUCAGAGGCCAGGCAGAACACGUCGAGCGUGCGCGUCUUUGGUACCUGCUUUAUGUGUGCGACCACCAUUUCAGCAUUGCAUACGGGCGCCCCCCCGUUAUUCAAGAGGACAUGGCUAUCACAUGCCACGAAACAUUUCUCCAGGUUCCAGGAAUCACACAAGCAGAUUGGCGUCUGCAAAGUCAAGUUGCCAUCUUUCGCAUUUUAAGUCGAAUGUACCGGCAAUUCGGUGCUGAUACCGAUAAAGCCCUCUCAGAAGCAGAUUUUACAGCACUUCGAGCAUUUAACGCUGAAUUUGACAGCUGGCGAACAAAAUGGGAACCACGUCUUGCUGCUAAUAAGUAUGUAUCGACAUAUCCCUCACGGGGAACCAUCGUACAUUGGAACUUUGCCAAGUUACAAGUGAAUGCACUCGCUCUACGCGGCCUAUCACCCCGACAAGCGCAUUUGAUCUCAGACCAACGAAGGGACUUCGCGAAUCUCGCGAUUGCGCACGCAUUAGGCACGCUAAGUUUCAUUCUGGAAGACAGCUCAGUCAGGUCUUCCAUUCAAGGCGUACCACUUUACAUGCAUACUGUAGUUACAUACGCAUCCAUGUUCCUUUUGCGAGUUCAGCUUAGGUGGCGACCUGCGCGACUGAACGUGAAUAUGUCGAUCGUGAACACAUUGAUCGAACGUAUGGCCCAGCUGCUUAGUCAAGCCAACACGAGCGAAAGACAUCUUUCCUUACCUGUUGCGAAUGGCCUCAUCAAGAUGCUGGCCAAAUCAAAAAAAUUCGAGCCAUCAGGAGUCGAACAAGGACAAGCAGUCCAUGAUCUGGGCAGCUAUUCAGCCAUGGGCGCAGCAAGCCAGGAAGAAUGGUCCGGCGCCGACUCCGGCUCGGACACAAUGUUUGGCGAUAUGGGCAUGUACACCGCAUUUGACAACGAGCUCCUAGCACCGACAUUCUUCGACAUGGUCACUCAGCAGAUGCCCGGAUGAUAGCAGUGAGGUUACAUUUGAAAAAGAUUAAAACGACCGAACAUUGGGAUUCAGAGCCCGCAUUCAACCUGAGAAAAUGCCGCGUGGCGUUUCGAAAUGUCGUUCACGACACGGGGGUUCCAAGCACGCGGGGUAAUGGCCAUGACCCUGCAGCAACGUGAAGGCCUACAAUGUCAAAGUCCUGUGCACUCAGUGCGUAGCUGCAUUAGGAAGCUCACUACUGAGCCCUGAAACAAGUUCAAUAACCGUAUAGAUGCUAAAUCAUGAUCCAGCCAUGUUCUGGUUCAAUUUCAGACUUGGACAGUCUUUGUCUCAUCCGUCAGACCAUUUGUGCACAAUAUUGUCGAUGAAAUUGUGCACUUCAAGGGUCAACAAAGCGGCUCCGCCUUGCUGAAGAUUAGAAAGUUCUUGGCAAAACUAGUCAAUCGGCCCGAUAGGAAGAUCCGACAUCUUGGCCAACCAUCCACGGAAGGCUCCUCCGGCGAACUAACGAUUCGUGCUUCUGCUAUUGAUUCAUCCGUACCGGUAUGUGCCGCACAUGGAAUCCCUCCAAAACACACUGUCUCUGAUAUCAAGGAGCAAAAACGAAGCCUGCUGUGCGAAUGGGCCGUCCUUAAGCUUCCCUGCGUUAGCCAUAGAGCCUGAGCUCUGACCAUGUGCGAGAUAUUUUCUAUGCAUAACGUCGUAAGCAUAUGGCGUUUGUGUCGGAGCUGGACCCGAUCCUCAUGUCUUGACUCCGGAAUGGAUGCUGCUAAGGCUGCGAGGACGAACGGCAGGAGAAGACACCUGGAGUUUCCGGACCAACGGCUCCGACACCUUUGGGAGAAAGGGAGAAGACUGAGGUGACCACUCAUUUCUUGCUUCCGACUGAAGCUGUUGCAGGGCAGUUAUCUUUACAAAAUAGUUUUCGCCCUGAAGACGGCAUGCGCUUUUACGCUGUACGGCAAACCCGCACCUCCGUCUGCCCCUGUUCGCUCUCCUAAAACUCGGAGAGGUAUAAGAGCUGUUUUUCACCCAAUGGCACACACGCUUGGAGCAGCGAGUGGCGACGGUAAUGGAGCUCAAGACAUGCAAUUAUAGAAUGAGGCAAGAGACUUCACCAAGAAUACAAUUCACGGUACUCGUCGCAGUAGUGUCGAAAGAGCAAGCAAUAUCGUUCAACAAAAAUAGCGUCUAUUGCUUACUUCUCAUUGGAAGCAUGAGGUGACGUGAAUGAAAAAAAAAAUAUAAAGAGUUCAUCCUAGCGCGUCUUUGGACUUCAUGCAAUACCUCGCCUUGCAGAACAACUCUUCUUCUGAAAUCAUAUCUCAUCGCACUUAUUAUCCAAAUUUAAUGCGAGUCCCACAGACUGGGCCUUUCAAUUGUCUCCAAUUCCUCCAGUAUUG